AAAGCUCAGGUUUGUACUAAUCCACAGAAUGUCUGAAAACUUCAGCAUUUGAGGUCUCUAGGACUCCUGUCUGACACAGAGUGCAGGAGUAAAGGAGACCCUGACACCAGUGGAAACGAUGCGGGGGAGUAUCUAAUGUCACAUGGCCAUUGGCUAUCUUUCUCCUGACAUGGUCUCUCUGAGAGUCAGUCAAGCAAGUCAGCUAGUACCUUCUGGAGUCAGGGCAGAGGUGAAAGGCCCCCAGAGCCAGCACAUCAUCGUAGCUGUGAUCCUGACCAAGCUCUUUUCUGGCUGUGAAAUCCCAGGCCACAUUGCACAGGAUUCGAACUGUGUUCUUUGCCUCCAGUCCUCAAAACUGAGGGAGUAGAGAGCAACGUGCACGAAUCUGAUAUCACCCUAUUCAAGGAGACAGAUGGACGAAAGAUGUUCAGUGGAUGAAAGGAGAGAAUUUCCACGGCGUAAGGUUGCAUUAACCCUGGGAGUUACAUGUUUUUUCCUCCUGCUGGCAAACACAGGCUUGAGAUAUAUGCUUUUUCACAGGUGUUCUGGAGAAAUCAGGCAAGAUAUGAAAACACUAGAAGACAAGAAUGCUUCCUUAGCAGAAGUUGAAGAUCACUUAAUUUUACUACCCACUACAGCACGGAAUGAAGACGAUGACACAUUUCAAGGAAAAUGGUACUGCUGUGGAAAAAGCUGUUACCACUUUUCAGAAGAGGAGAAAACUUGGGAGAGGAGCAUGGUGUCAUGCCAAGAUCUGCAGGCUAGUCUCCUGAAGAUUGAUACUAAAGAGGAGCAGGUCCUUGUUCAAUCAAAAAUAAAAUAUAAUCAUUGGAUUGGAUUAAUUAGGGUUCAAGAAGGCAGGUAUCCCUGGCAAUGGCUGGAUGGCUCACCCUUAUCUCAGAAGCUGAAUUUCCAACAGAGUUUAUCUCCUGUGAAAUGUGGACACCUGAAACCAUCAAAUAUUUAUAGUGCUGAUUGUAGUAAAAGCUUCCGUUACAUUUGUGAAAAGGAGUUCUCUGGCCCUGAUAUUUAA
Molecule: messenger RNA, 1033 nt
Organism: Leopardus geoffroyi (Geoffroy's cat)
Lineage: Eukaryota; Metazoa; Chordata; Mammalia; Carnivora; Felidae
Product: NKG2-D type II integral membrane protein-like
Exons: 7
Coding region: 413-1033 (206 amino acids)
Source: RefSeq, a predicted model, not a curated record